AGCCGCUUAAAUUCAAAGCUGUACUUAAUGGCAAAGACGAGCACUGGUGGGUAUUGUGUUAACGUUUGUCAGGAUGGGUCUUUUGCAAUGUGUGUUAGUGCUGGUUGUGCUUGUGGUGUUUGAUCUGAAGAAUGCUUUUGGAAGUUUGAGUUCCAGUCAAAGUCCGAAAAGCAAGAAGCAUCAAUUGUAUCCAGCUUCCAGAGUGCCUGUUUCUUCUCAAGUGCUCGGGAACACUUUGCAGAAGGCCUCUCCGUUUCAGAGUCUCGACUACAGAGGAUUUGCACAAGAGCCUCUUGGUCUUCAGGAGAAGCAGGUGUUGCAGGGUCCAGUGAAGCCUUUGGACUGGAGGUUCCCCGUUGUUCCAGAAGUGCCGAGUGAGAUGGCGGUGGAUUUUCAUUUGAGGCAACCUGUGACCCCCAGUAGUGUAGCUAUUCAAUGCGGUGAGAACCGGAAUCAUGUGGAGGUACAGCAGGACUUGUUUAGCAAUGGUGAACUGAUCCAGCCAUCUGGUCUGACUCUGGGAGGAUGUCCUGUUGUCGGUUUGGUCCCAGGCUCUAAGGUGCUCUUCUUUGAGAAUGAACUGCAGGACUGCAACAGUGUCUUGAUGAUGACCAAGGAUGAGCUUGUCUACACCUUUGCCCUUACCUACACUCCUGAGGCGUUUGCUGGCACUCCGAUUACCCGUGCAGGUGGUGCAGUUAUUGGAGUUCAAUGCCACUAUCAAAGGUUUCAAAAUGUCAGCAGUAGUGCCUUGAAGCCAACUUGGGUCCCUUAUGCCUCAACGGAGGCU
Carassius carassius (crucian carp) is the source of this 790-nucleotide messenger RNA. Its product is annotated as zona pellucida sperm-binding protein 3-like. Lineage: Eukaryota; Metazoa; Chordata; Actinopteri; Cypriniformes; Cyprinidae. Gene Ontology annotation, molecular function: acrosin binding. Gene Ontology annotation, cellular component: extracellular matrix. The annotation marks the transcript as partial. The record is from RefSeq and is a predicted model, not a curated record. The transcript is spliced from 3 exons. Gene Ontology annotation, biological process: egg coat formation; positive regulation of acrosome reaction; binding of sperm to zona pellucida.